AAUCAAUAAUCAAACAAACGGCGGAAAAAAAGAUAAAAUUUCCAUUAGAUCAUUGAAGUUUAUAAUUGCGUACUAAAUUCAAAUAUUUAGUUAUUUUGCGUGUCGACCUCAGAAUGGCGACUCCAGUGUUUUGUGCGAUUCUUUUGUUUUUGUCAACCGCUACAGAUGGCGCCAAAAUUCUGGGCAUUUUCAUGACGCCCAGCUACAGUCACCAAAUAGUGUUCCAGCCCAUCUGGAAGGAACUCUCUUUGAGAGGUCACGAGGUAACUGUUUACACGCCUUCGCCUUUGAACGAUCCCAGCUUGACCAACCUGACCGAGUACGAUUUGAGCUUCAGCUUCGAAUAUAUGAAGCAAUUGGAAAAGGCACAAUACGACUUUAACAAAUUCUUCAACAUUUUCGAGCAAAUAUCCGAAGCUCAACUCAAUCAUCCUUACUUGAAAGACUUGCUCAAAAAAGCCAACAAUCAAACUUUUGAUUUACUUUUGGUAGAGUACUUGUGGUCGCCUUACUACGCUUUCAAGGAAAUUUAUAAUGUUCCAAUGGUAGGUAUCACUAGUCUGCCACUUACAAUUGCAAGCUCGGACCAUUUGGGUAUGGAAAGACAUCCGGUGGUCGAUCCAGAUUUAGCGCUACAGUUUUCCAAAGCUGAAACAUUCAAACAACGUGUCCACGCUUGGAUUCACAGCUGGCUCUUUAGGCUUGUGGUCAACUACAAAAUGGUGCCCAAAUUGAAAAAGCAAAUGAAAAAACACUUUGGAAAAGUCGAUAAAACUACAGCCGAAUUGGCCAAGGAAGUUAGUUUGGUUUUAGGAAAUUAUAAUUUGGCUUUGCAAAAUGUCAGACCGAUCACUCCGAAUUUUAUUCCUAUUAGUGCUAUACACGUUCAGCCGCAGAAACCUUUACCAACAGACCUCUCAAAAAUUAUGUCCAAUCUCAAAACAGACGCCAUCUACUUCUCUUUGGGCUCCAACGUGCUAUCGUCUCAAGUCCGCAAUGACCAGCUAAGUAAAAUCCUAAAAGUCUUGGGCAAAUUACCAUAUGCCGUUCUCUGGAAAUACGAAAAGGACAGCCUUCCUGAUAACCUGCCGAAAAACUUCAUCGUGCGCAAGUGGUUCCCGCAACAAGACUUAUUAGGCCAUCCAAAGAUUAAACUUUUCAUAACUCAAGGCGGACUUCAGUCAUUAGAUGAGGCCAUAGCUAGAAAAGUUCCUAUGUUAUCCAUACCGUUUUUAUUGGAUCAGAAGACAAAUUCUGAGAAGAUUGUUGGGUUAGGAAUUGCCGAGACGAUUGAUUUUAAUUUUUUUACUGAAGAGGAGUUGGACGAAAAGGUUCAGAAACUUUUACUUGAUCCAUCCUACCAACAAAAUAUCAAUAAACAGUCGAAAAUCGUUUCUGAUCAACCAAUGAACUCUUUGGACCAGGCAAUAUUUUGGAUCGAAUACGUGCUACGUCACGAUGGUGCGCACCAUUUAAGAUACUCAGCUGUUGAUUUGCCUUUUUACCAGUACUACCUUUUAGACGUUUAUGCUUUCGUACUAUUUCUGGCGCUUUUUAUGAUUGCUAUUUUCAGAAAAAUCAUUUUUGGUACCGUUUUAAUUGGAAGUAGUUUUGUUUCUAAAUAUCGGAAGACGAAAGUUCAAUAAUGUUAAUUGAGGGUAUUGACGUCACAAUAAGUCGGUUGGAGACAUACAAAAUCGGUUAAUAUUUUAUUUAUUUAAUAAAUUAUUUGAUGAUUUUUUAGUUUUAUAUUGACGUUAUAUGAAUAUUUUGAAAAUAUAUUUGGGCUAAAAGAUAAGAA
Messenger RNA from Ceutorhynchus assimilis (cabbage seed weevil), 1801 nucleotides. NCBI's taxonomy places the organism in Eukaryota, Metazoa, Arthropoda, Insecta, Coleoptera, Curculionidae. The record is from the annotation of a GenBank genome assembly.